AUGAAGCAAUCUUCAUGGCGAUGGCCAUGUUUCCCGGUCCAGAUGUGGGCCAUGCUUUCCGUGGCUUCGGCCAUGAAAGUCAUGCAGGACUUGAAAACCAACGCGUCGGAAGCCGCGGUGGGGGCGCAUUCUGUGCACCUUUCACGUUCAGAGGACCACCUCAAUGGGUCUGAGAUGAUGUCUGUGCAGAAUGCUCUUGUGGCUCGCUCUUCCCGCUCGAAGACAUCUGGGGGUGAGAAUUUGGACACCGACCUCUCAAGCGUUGAUGAGGAGCUUGACGCCGUGGUGUCAGCAAAGUUUUUCGGAGCCAUUGCGGAUGGCUUCAGCGCCGUUGGCAACACGCUUGCAUCAGCAGGCAUGGCCAUAGGCAGCGCAGUCGGCAAUGCGGCCACGGUCGUCGGGAGGCAUGUCAUAAAAGCCGCAGAGACCAAGUUGGCAAGCUUGCCGGGGCCGAUCCAGCAUGUCGCGAACAGCAUUGGGAACGUAGCGGUCGGUGCCGUCCACGCAGCACGGGAUGUCGGGGAGAUGGUGGCGGAUACCACGAUUAGUCUUGCCGGAACGGUGCUUCACCAUGCCCAGAGAUUCGCGGAGGCAGGGGUAAGGUUGGCUGCGGGCUUUGCUUCGGCCGUCUGGAACGAGAUGGAGAAGUUCAUCAACUGUCUUCGCCAACAGUUCUCUCUGUGUUCGGUGUUGAUUGGGGACCAGUGCGACUGUCACGGUGGCAGCCAUGUCAAGAUCUCGACAGGGAGCUUUUCCAUGAGGUGUGUCUUCCAGGCAGCCGCCGACUUUUCCAAAGGCUUCGGGGUGCGAGCAGUUCCCAAGAAUGGAAUGGGCGGCGCAACCAUUGGAGGCAUGGCGAUAUUGCCUGGAGAUGACUUCGUGCAAGCCUACAAGGCGGCAGGUCAAGUCUUGAAAAGCCGCGAGGCAUUGAAAACCAAGACGACCUCAGGAACCACGAGCUCAUGUGAGACGGCUUUGAACGUUGCUCUGGAUGGCGUCGUCCAGUUUUCCCCAGAUGUGACCAUAACUGUCUAUACCAGCGGAACGACCGAAUUCUCAAUCAAGGGAAUGGUGCGCGCGUCCAUUCAAGCGCUUGUCAAGGCGCAAGGCAGUUGCUCCUUCAAGGCCAUGAGAGGAUUUCCAGAUCCUCCCAAGAAGAAGAUCGUCUGUGCCGGCAAGUUCUGCAUCGUGAUCAUGCUUCAGAUGGUUACGGAGCUGAACUUGAAGGGCAUCCUCACGGGGACGGUCGAACUAAGCACCGAAGUGGACUUCCAAGUCGAGGGCACCGUGCGUGUCACGAAGAGUGGUCACUCAGAUGUGGAUAUGAAGAGCCCAUCGAUCACGCACAAGGACGGCUUCGCGAUCGGAGCCAGUGCGAUGGCAUCUGCACGAGUGAGUGCCGGACCGGUUCUCACGAUAUGGCCCGUGCCGGGAAUUCCUAUCACUUUCAGGCCUAUGGUCCAUGCCGAGGCCAAAGCCCAAGGCACACUGAGCUUCAGUUCGGGCCACGGCUUGUUCUUCGUCCAGGAGUCUGAAGAUGCGUCUGACCACGCUUCCGACGGAUCUCUGUCCAACGCGAGCUUGGACACGACAUCGACGAAGCUGGAGAUGUGUGGAGCAGCCGCCCUCAACACUUAUGCCGACGUCGACAUCACGGGCUUCGCCCUGCCGGCUCUCUUCAAGCGCUUCUUCACCAGCUCCUUCAUCUUGGAUGAGAUCUCGAAGGCCCUGCUCGCGGGCGCCGCAGCCAUGGUGAAGGUCAUGACAGGGCCGGUGCAGUGUGUUCCGGGCGCCAGCGCCGUCACGAACAAGAUCCUGGCCGCGGCCCAGGCUGCCGUCUCCGCGCUGGUCGGGCUCAUCCCGAGCCUCAGCCUUGACUUGGGGCUGCCCUCGAUUCAGCUGCUGGCCCCCGAGAAGCUCUUCUGCAAGGAGGUCUACAAGACUCCCGGCUUCGACUCCGCGCCCUGCGCCGCCGAGCUUGGGUGCAAGCACGCCGGCAGGGGACCUCCCGCGGGCGAGGAGAUCCCGCCCCCAGAGCAAGUCCACAACCACGAGAGGAAGGUCUCUGCGGGCGCAUGCCCGGGUCUCGCCAUGGGAGAUCGGUUCAUUCAACUGGGCCACUGGCGCUUGGCCGACAUCGAUGGCACCCACUUGGUGCUGCAGCACAGCAACGGUGAGGUUCCGAUCGUGUGGCGGAGCGAUGGGAGAACCUUCUGGCGACCCUGGCAUCGCAACGCCAAUCGGGUGGCCUGGAACAGGGGAGUCGGGCCGUCCAAAGGGAUCUCGUUCGGCUUCCAGUUCAUCCAGAUCGGGACUUUCCGCAUCGGUGCCAAUGAUGAUAACCACUUCACAGUGUCCCAUAAACACCGGACUAGCGCCCAGAUCUGGCGGGGCCACGACCUGUCAGUUCACCACGGGAAUCACGGCUCUUACUGGGACACGUUCGACCGUGGUGAGGGGUUUCAGGCGGGCGUCACCUUCGGAGACCGGUUCAUACAGGUGGGCAAGAUGCGGUUCGGUGAAAGCGACUCGAACCACUUCACUGUCUACUUCACGCCCGCUGGCAAGACCCUGGAGAUCUUCCGAGGCCACGACGGGACUCGGCACGGCGGCAACAAUUACCACUGGAACAAACACAACGGGCUGGUCCACCGAGCCCCGGCCGACUGGACCUGUCCCGACGUCGCCGAGCUGGCCUUCGGAAAGUGCAAGCCAGAGUUCGGGCACUGGGGGGAUCGCUUUAUUCAGCUCGGGAAGUGGCGCUUGGCGGCCAUCGACGGGGGCCACUUCAGCAUCUCCCACCAGGACGGGAUCACCGCCCAGAUCUACCGUUGGGAUGGCACCCUGCACCCCGGUCCCCGUAGGGAUUGGGGCUCCUGGCACAGGCCAAUCGGGUUUCCGCACGGCAUCACCUUCGGCACCAACUUCAUCCAGAUCGGUCGGUUCCGCAUCGCAGCCAUGGACCACAACCACAUGAGCAUCUCCCACCAGUCAGGGAAUACGGCUCAGAUCUUCAGGGGGCAUGAUGGCUCCCUGCAUCCCGGGCCACGACGCGACUGGGGCGGAUGGGGGCUCCGUGCCGGGCCUGCGUCCGGCGUGACGUUCGGGGACAAGUUCAUACAGCUGGGGGAGUUCCGACUCGGUGCAGAUGACUGGCACUUGUACGUGACCCACAAGGGCUACAACAAGAGCCCUCAGAUUUUCAGGGGUGACGGCCAUCUGAUUCCCGGGACACAGCAUCACUACGCCUAUCGGGUGAAUGAUCGGUACGCGCAGUGGCAUUGUGGUGGCAUUCAGGAACUCUUGGGGAGUUGCCCGGGAAUCACAGCAGGUCACGACUUCCUGCAGAUUGGCGACUGGCGUGCCGCGCAGAUGGAUUGGUGGCACUUCUCAUUCUCGCACCGCAGCAUCCACACGCCCGUGAUCUACACGGCCGACGGUCGUGUCCACUCUGGCCCGCGAAGGGACUGGCACAGCUGGGAACGUGAGCCGCACAUCACACAUAGCAUCAAGUUCGGCGAUCGCUUCAUCCAGUUCGGCCAUUGGUGGCGCUUGGGUGAAUGGGAGCACCAUGGGCGGCAUUUUGUCCUCUCCCACCGACACAACAAAGCUCCCUUGGUCUGGCGCGAUGACGGCACGGUGCACAAUGGACCCCAUCAUGGCUGGAACUUGUUUGGGCGACCCACCGGUGCACCCACGGGCAUCGCCUUCGGACAUGGCUUCGUGCAGAUUGGGAAAUGGCGAAUUGGUGAUGUCGACGGCCAUCACUUCUCUAUCACCAAUGUUAAUGGCAAAACCGCGGAAAUCUUUACCGGCAAUGAUGGAAGGCGACACUACGGCCCACGUGGUGACUUCACCACGUUCGGCCGCAUGAUGAUGGACUGCCGCGUUGUGUAG
Symbiodinium natans is the source of this 3897-nucleotide messenger RNA. The record is from the annotation of a GenBank genome assembly. Lineage: Eukaryota; Dinophyceae; Suessiales; Symbiodiniaceae.